ACGCUUUAGGAAGAGAAUUCGGGCCAGAAAGAUGGCUGAAUUAACUCAGCUUAUGGAUCAAGAGAUCCCCGAUGGACGCCAGCAUCUUCAAGAUAGUUACAAAAAUCUGGAGAAAGUAGCUCAGUAUUGUCGGGAUAAUUAUGUUCAGGCUACAGACAAGCGUGCUGCUUUGGAGGAAACCAAGAACUACACCACACACUCUCUGGCCAGUGUAGCCUACCAGAUCAACAGUUUGGCCACUAACUUCCUCAAGCUGCUUGACCUUCAGCAGAGUCAGCUGGCAGAAAUGGAAUCGGGAGUCAACUACUUGGCACAGACAGUAAAUAUUCACAAAGAGAAGGUGGCAAGGAGAGAAAUCGGGGUCCUGACAACCAACAGGAGCUCUACCAGGCCGACUGGAGUCAAGAAUGGCAUCAUCUUUCCAGAGCAAGCAGAGAAACCCACAAAAUACCAGCGCAAACCCAUAGAUUACGCCAGUCUGGAUGAAUUAGGUCACGGGGUCAGGGUACAAGAACCGGGUUUAAUGCUCAAGGGUAGUACCAAACCUGCUCGAAGCCCCUCUAUCAGUAGCAGCUCAUCCUCCCAGGCUCCGACGUCGCAUCCCCCCACACCCCCAAUGAACCGUGCUGGGGGCACCAUGGGGAGGAAUGCUGGGAGUCACUACAGAACCCCUGCCCCUCCUGUGGCCCCACCCUCGGUCCCCUCGGUCCCCUCACAGUACGGACCUGGACCUAAUAGUUACACUGUUCAGACCACAGGGCUACCAGGUCAGUCUCGAUCUUCGACAAGAGGAAGUAAUUAUGGUCAGAUGAUGGCGCCUUCCAUGGCCCCACCCCCUGCUCCUGCUCCACCCCCACCGGUAGGAAUGGCCACGCCCAUGUCACACCCAGGGUCUGGUCGAAUGUCACAGUCCGCUGUCGACAACUUACCACCACCCCCCUCACCCGAGGUUCAGCAAGGAGUGGAAGUGCCCAAUGGUAUUCUGGAAGCCUCACCCCCUCUGCCUCCACCCCCACAGGACAACCAACAGUAUCCACCCUAUCUGGAGCACCCCCUCCCACCCCCCGAGUUUAUAGACGACGGUGAUGACAUUGGAUACCGCCAGGAGGAGGACCCCUACGCUGCCACUGGACCAAACUUUGCCCUGCCUGAUUGGGUACCUGAACAUUACCUGGAGAAAGUUAUAGCAAUUUAUGACUAUAAUGCCGAAAAAGAGGACGAACUCUCUUUCUUUGAGAAUUCCGUUAUCUACGUCUUGAAGAAAAACGACGAUGGCUGGUAUGAAGGAGUGUUGAAUGGACUCACGGGACUGUUUCCUGGAAACUAUGUUGAACCCUGCAUGUGAUUAGACAGCGAUAGGAAAUCUCCAUUUUAUAUGUACAUGUACUACAUGUAUUUACAAGUUAAGCAUUAACUCUCAAAUAUA
Molecule: messenger RNA, 1426 nt
Organism: Magallana angulata
Lineage: Eukaryota; Metazoa; Mollusca; Bivalvia; Ostreida; Ostreidae
Product: abl interactor 2-like
Exons: 9
Coding region: 32-1345 (437 amino acids)
Molecular function (GO): SH3 domain binding
Source: RefSeq, a predicted model, not a curated record